Polistes dominula (European paper wasp) is the source of this 2267-nucleotide messenger RNA. RefSeq names its product Ran-binding protein M (gene RanBPM). The record is from RefSeq and is a predicted model, not a curated record. NCBI's taxonomy places the organism in Eukaryota, Metazoa, Arthropoda, Insecta, Hymenoptera, Vespidae. Gene Ontology annotation, molecular function: protein binding.
UGCGCAAUCACAUUUCUAUCUGAUAGCAGAGUGGGAUUGCAGAGUGCAAUGAUGGCGGCCACCAGCGAGGAACGGAUUGUUAUGGAGCCUUCGAGGACAAAUUGUGGACAGAGUCAAGUUGUGGAUCGACUAAAAAUGCUUUAUCCGAUGGUGAACGAAGAGGAAACACCAUUACCGAGAUCUUGGAGUCCAAAAGACAAGUACAACUACAUAGGACUGUCACAAAAUAAUCUUCGCGUUCACUACAAAGGUUACGGAAAAACACACAAAGACGCAGCUAGUGUUCGUACAACACAUUCUAUACCUGCAUCCUGUGGCUUGUAUUAUUUUGAAGUGAAGAUUGUGAGCAAAGGAAGAGAUGGAUACAUGGGUAUAGGGCUCUCAGCGCAUGGCGUGAACGUUAAUAGAUUACCAGGAUGGGACAAGCACUCAUAUGGAUAUCAUGGAGAUGAUGGCCACAGCUUUUGUUCGUCGGGUACGGGUCAACCAUAUGGACCUACAUUCACCACAGGAGACGUCAUUGGUUGUGGUGUUAAUCUUGUUGAUAACACUGCAUUUUAUACUAAAAAUGGUCACCACCUUGGAAUAGCUUUUACGGAUCUUCCUCCAAAUCUCUAUCCAACGGUUGGUCUGCAGACACCAGGGGAGGUAGUGGAUGCGAACUUCGGGCAAUCACCAUUUGUCUUCGACAUCGGGGAUAUGAUGAAUGAACUGCGCGUACGAACGAGAUUACAGAUCAUAAACUUUCCGACGCCGGAUCAUGGCCAGGGUCAGUGGCAGGCCGUCCUUCACAAAAUGGUGUCUACGUAUCUCGUCCAUCACGGGUACUGCGCCACCGCCGAAGCCUUCGCCAACAGCACGGGCCAAGUCUUUGAGGAGGACUUCAAUUCCAUUAAAAAUAGACAAAGGAUUUUAAAACUCGUAUUGGCUGGACGUAUGGGCGAAGCAAUAGAUUUAACUAGCCGAUUAUAUCCUGGACUUCUAGAACGGGACCCUAAUUUGUUGUUUGCAUUAAAAUGUCGUCAGUUCGUCGAGAUGGUAAACGGAAGUGAUUCAGAAGUCUGUCAAACUAGUAGCAACGUUAACCAGACUAGUGUCAUACAAUCUACCAAAGCUUAUGCGAAAUCGUCGGCGAACGGUAAUGUAGAAGAAAUGAAUAUUAAUAACACGAUGAACGGUGGUGCAACGGAGCAGCAAUUUGUUAACGGCCAGAUCGAAGAAGACGUCGACAUGGAAGAUAAUAAUAUGGGUACGAUGAAUGGUAUCAAGAAUAGUAAUGGUUAUCAAAAUGGUAAUCUUAAUGCGAACGGUUUCAAGUGUCAAAAUGGAGAAGACAUGGAUAUGGAGAUCGAUGGUGCCAACCAAAAUCAACAACAACAACAACAACAACAACAAAACGGCAAUUGCAGCAUUAACAAUGACGUUAUUGCGAAUAAAUCUAAAAAGCAAUUGUGCGGUGGUAAUAAACAAGCAAUUGAAAAAAUGUUGGACUUCGGUAGACAACUAUAUUCCCAAUCGAUACAUUUGAGACAACAGCAUGGCAAGAAUGAAGGAAAUAAAAAAAUGUUACAAGAUGCUUUCAGUCUCUUAGCAUACGCAAAUCCAUGGAACUCGCCUGUUGGUUGGCAAUUGGAUCCUCAACAACGAGAAACCGUUUGCGCGAGGUUGAAUUCUGCAAUACUUGAAUCUAGCAAUCUACCUCGUCGACCACCUUUAGAAGUAGCAGCAUCUCAUGCGAGAGAAUUAGUUCGCUUGAUGUCAACUGCUGGUCUUGGCGCGUGCGGUUUCGCGGUUGUAGAUAAUAUCAUUCAAUAUUGACGGUGCCUCCCUCUGCUCCCACGUCCUCCGCUUCUACCAGCUCGUGUAUGGAUGCGAAGACGGAACGUGGAGCAGAUUAUUUUGUUGACGCAGCAACAUCGCGAUGUCGCGUGCCUCUUUAGCUAGAGUAACCGCAUUUGUUUGUCGGUGACUCGGCGCGAUCUCACACCACAGACACGACACAAGGUGAACCUUCAAACCUGCCAACCAAAAUGACACUUCACAUUUUUAGCUUAAAUUGGGGGAAAGGGGGACAGUCACUUUGGAAUCCGCUAUGAAUUAAAAGAGCAGAAAAAUUAAAGCGGCAGAUCGGUGUGUGUUCCCUCGUUUCCAAAUGGUUGUCAAUUUUCGGGGAACGAGGGAACACGUUCAUUUCAGAGACGGACGAGAUCUUACGUUUAUAUAUAUAUAUAAAUAAAUAAAUAAAUAAAUAAAUAAAUAAAUAAAUA